Phlebotomus papatasi is the source of this 1607-nucleotide messenger RNA. RefSeq names its product LIM/homeobox protein LMX-1.2. Gene Ontology annotation, biological process: neuron differentiation; regulation of transcription by RNA polymerase II. Gene Ontology annotation, molecular function: RNA polymerase II transcription regulatory region sequence-specific DNA binding; DNA-binding transcription factor activity, RNA polymerase II-specific. The transcript has 6 exons. The coding region runs from base 504 to 1574 and encodes 356 amino acids. Lineage: Eukaryota; Metazoa; Arthropoda; Insecta; Diptera; Psychodidae. Gene Ontology annotation, cellular component: nucleus. The record is from RefSeq and is a predicted model, not a curated record.
AAAGUUAUCCCUGUAUUUGUGUUCAUCUUUGUGGGCAUUGGGCGUGUUUGUUGGUGAAAAAGGAGGAGUUUCCAUCGGCUCAUGCAGUCAUCUGUCUCUCUUGCGCCUCGUGAACUGAGUGAGAAAAUGCCAUUGAAUGUGUUGGGAAAACCUUCGUGGCUCAAUAAGAUUGCGUGCGUCGCCCAGGAAAAUUGAUGAAAAUGGCAAUAAUGGCGAAAAAUGGCAACCGUCGUCUUCCUGGCGCCUUUUCUUCGCCAUAAUGCUGAGACAAGGCAACAGGAGGAUCAGGAUUAUUCUAUUUUCUAACGUUAGCAAUAAUAUUUUUUUUUCCAUAAAAGUGCUUAUUUAUCUGCAUAUUUUCCAUUUCGCAGUCAACGUGUUUUUUCCAUGAAGCACCGUCAAUUACGCUCAUUGAGAGUUUUUGUGCAAUAACAAGUGGUUUUAGUUGGAAAAGUGUCUCCAGGAAGGAGCAUCAGUGUCUGAGAAGCAGAUAAUUAUCCAAAAUGUUGUCAUUCAUUCCCAUGGAUGUGAAAUGUCCGGAAGGCGCCAAAUCGGCACAGAUAAGAGAGGACUCACCACUCUGUGGCAUGUGCUAUCGGCCCAUCUACGAUCGAUACAUAAUGCAAGUUGUGGAGAUGACCUACCAUGAGGCCUGUCUUAAUUGCAACUCGUGCUCUGGUCGCCUCAGAGACUCUUGCUUCAGCAGAGAUGGGAAACUCUACUGUCGGAUCGAUUAUGAGAGAUUAUUCGUCAAGAACAAGUGUGUGGCGUGUGGCGAGAGGAUCUCCUCGGAUGAGUUUGUAAUGCGAACAGAUGCUGAGGAUCUCUUCCACCUGAAAUGCUUUGUAUGUGUGGUGUGUGGUGUUCAGCUGCAGAAGGGGGACCACUAUGUCCUGAAGCAGGGUCAACUCUUCUGUCGGAUUGACUAUGAGAAGGAAGUGGAGAUGCUGCAGUCCAUUUCAGCUGCUGUCUACAAUGAUCCUGAAGAUUUUCCCGAAGACUACAGUCGGAACAGUCGUAGAGGACCCAAAAGACCCCGCACCAUCCUCACUACGCAACAGAGAAGAGCUUUUAAGGCUUGUUUUGAUGUUUCUCCACGACCCUGUCGGAAAACCCGCGAAAGCCUCGCCAACGACACUGGCCUAAGCCUCCGGAUUGUGCAAGUAUGGUUCCAGAAUCAGCGAGCCAAAAUGAAAAAGAUGGAAAAGAAGGAGAAGUGUAAGAAUGAAUCAGCGGAUGAGGAUGAUGAAAAAGGCAAAAAAGGAUCAAAUCGAAAAGAGAAAGUCAUCGCACAGAUCAAAGAAGAUCCACAGAGUGACAACGAUUCUCUGACUUCUGGAACGUCGGUAAUGUCUCCCUGUGAAGAAAACUUCCUGAAAAUUGAGCCCCCAAGAACUGAUGCUACAUCAAUUGAAUCCGACCAUCAGAUGAUGAGGGAUCAUAUUUCAAACUUUCAUAGUAUGAUUAACCAACUGAACAGUGGACAUGGGAACUUUGCUAAUCCCAUUGAUCGACUAUACUCAAUGCAGAAUCUCUACUUUUUCGCUGAUGAUGAUAAAAUGAUUCGACAAUGAGUAUUAAUGAAAUAAAAAAAAACAACAUAAGCA